This is a messenger RNA of Plenodomus lingam JN3, 117 nucleotides long. NCBI's taxonomy places the organism in Eukaryota, Fungi, Ascomycota, Dothideomycetes, Pleosporales, Leptosphaeriaceae. The record is from RefSeq and is a predicted model, not a curated record.
AUGCCCACAACAUUACGCUUUGAUAAAACUGGCAAUCCAAGAACAACGAGACAGAAUGGGCAGCUUGGGAUUUGCUACCUGAAGCGUAGCUGGUGGGUUUUAUCUGGUGUUCAGUGA